Messenger RNA from Panonychus citri (citrus red mite), 926 nucleotides. RefSeq names its product V-type proton ATPase subunit F-like (gene Vha14-1). Gene Ontology annotation, biological process: proton transmembrane transport. The record is from RefSeq and is a predicted model, not a curated record. NCBI's taxonomy places the organism in Eukaryota, Metazoa, Arthropoda, Arachnida, Trombidiformes, Tetranychidae. Bases 102 to 476 code for a protein of 124 amino acids. Gene Ontology annotation, cellular component: membrane; proton-transporting V-type ATPase, V1 domain. Gene Ontology annotation, molecular function: proton-transporting ATPase activity, rotational mechanism. The transcript has 2 exons.
GUUUCCAAGGAACAGUAAACAAAAGUGACGCCUCAGUUUGUUGUUUUCUUUAACUUAAUUGUCCUUCAUCACAAUUUAAUUGAUAGAAUUUAAUUUCCACCAUGGCUUUAACAGGUACUGUUCCAGGUAAAGGUAAAUUGAUCGCUGUUAUCGGCGAUGAGGAUACUUGUGUUGGUUUUCUUCUUGGAGGAAUCGGCGAGGUGAAUCGGGCCAAAAAUCCUAAUCUAAAUUUCAUGGUGGUUGAUCGUAAUACGGUUACAUCGGAAAUUGAAGAUACGUUUAGAGCUUUUCUCAAGCGAGGAGAUAUUGAUAUUAUCUUAAUCAAUCAGAAUGUCGCUGAAAGGGUUCGCCAUGUGAUCGAUAUUCAUAAAGAUCCAAUUCCUGCUGUUCUUGAAAUUCCCUCAAAGGAUAAUCCUUAUGAUCCAGCUAAAGAUUCAAUCAUGAAAAGGGCCAAAGGUGUUCUUGGUGGUGAUUAAAUUGAAAUCUCAACACUAGAACAUGAAAUUUUCAGUCAAACCAGAAAGUCAUCUUUACCCUUUGUUAUUCAUGUUGUUUGUGUAUCUAUUAUUAUACAAGAGUGUGUGAUUAUCUAAAUUAGUCUUUAAUUAUUACCUUUGAUGGUGAUUCUUUUGUUUACCAGAGUCAUUUACCUACUCAAGAAAAUGUUUCAUUCCUGUUCAUUGAUUGUCUAUUUACGAGUACAAAGCAAAAAAUGAAUUUCUCUCCAUGGACUUGUGGCCGUCGACAAAAUAAUCAAGAUUUGGGAUUCAAUUUCUCACUUUCUCCCUUUCUCCCUCUCUCUCUCUCUCAUUCUUUGAGUUUUUAUUACAAUAAUUACCCACGGUACAUAUAUAAAUUAUUAUAAUUAAAUUGUUCUAUCAACUAGUGUUAAAUCAAUGCUAGAACGAUAUGAAUAUUUAAAGAGA